Messenger RNA from Sciurus carolinensis (gray squirrel), 2517 nucleotides. RefSeq names its product syntaxin 1A (gene Stx1a). Gene Ontology annotation, cellular component: synaptic vesicle; plasma membrane; SNARE complex. Gene Ontology annotation, molecular function: SNARE binding; SNAP receptor activity. NCBI's taxonomy places the organism in Eukaryota, Metazoa, Chordata, Mammalia, Rodentia, Sciuridae. Gene Ontology annotation, biological process: exocytosis; intracellular protein transport; synaptic vesicle fusion to presynaptic active zone membrane. The transcript has 9 exons. The record is from RefSeq and is a predicted model, not a curated record. The coding region runs from base 75 to 791 and encodes 238 amino acids.
CGCAGCCGCGGGGCGGCCGCCGCGCAUGCGGGGCUCACACGGCUGCAGCCGGCGCCGCUGCCACUCCCGGGAGCAUGAAGGACCGAACCCAGGAGCUCCGCACGGCCAAGGACAGCGACGAUGACGAUGACGUCACAGUCACCGUGGACCGAGACCGCUUCAUGGAUGAGUUCUUUGAGCAGGUGGAGGAGAUCCGAGGCUUCAUUGACAAGAUCGCAGAGAACGUGGAGGAGGUGAAGCGGAAGCACAGCGCCAUCCUGGCCUCCCCCAACCCUGACGAGAAGACCAAGGAGGAGCUGGAGGAGCUCAUGUCCGACAUCAAGAAGACUGCGAACAAAGUUCGGUCCAAGUUGAAGAGCAUCGAACAGAGCAUCGAGCAGGAGGAGGGCCUGAACCGCUCGUCCGCAGACCUGAGGAUCCGGAAGACACAGCACUCCACGCUGUCCCGAAAGUUUGUGGAGGUCAUGUCGGAGUACAACGCCACGCAGUCUGACUACCGCGAGCGCUGCAAGGGCCGCAUCCAGAGGCAGCUGGAGAUCACGGGCAGGACCACCACCAGCGAGGAACUGGAGGACAUGCUGGAGAGUGGGAACCCUGCGAUCUUUGCCUCCGGGAUCAUCAUGGACUCCAGCAUCUCGAAGCAAGCUCUGAGCGAGAUCGAGACCCGGCACAGUGAGAUCAUCAAGCUGGAGAACAGCAUCCGCGAACUGCACGACAUGUUCAUGGACAUGGCCAUGCUCGUCGAGAGCCAGGGUUUUCUUCUGGGGCCCUCUCCUGAGCCCCCUCCUUGAAGAGGGAGCCCUCUGGAGUUUGGAUGCCCCUGGCCCUACAGGGGGAGAUGAUUGACAGGAUCGAGUACAACGUGGAGCAUGCAGUGGACUACGUGGAGAGGGCCGUGUCUGACACCAAGAAGGCCGUCAAGUACCAGAGCAAGGCGCGCCGGGUCAGUAGCCAGCACCCGUUGGUGCCUGGGCCCAUCCCACACCCUUCCCAUCCUGCAGCUUCCAGGGGUUCCCUGCCCCCACCAAGCUCCUUCACCUCCCGUUACUACACACUCCAGGCUGUCGCCCUUGCCCUUGGCUCUCCCAGAUCCUCUGGCCCUCAACCCUCUUUCUAGCCCCUCUCCAGCGAUGACUGCUCCAUAGUAGCCUCCACGCUCCAGCUGAGGCUCUCCCCCCGCCUCUUGCAGAAGAAAAUCAUGAUCAUCAUCUGCUGUGUGAUCCUGGGCAUUGUCAUCGCCUCCACCUUUGGGGGCAUCUUUGGAUAGAAGCCACCCACCUGCCACUCCACUCUGGACGGGCCAUCCCGAGCAGGCCCUGGCUGCUGCUGCCUGGCUGGGCCGCCCUCCCACCCGCCUCCUGGCUCGGAGCCCCCUCCCUCCACCUGUCCUGCCCCUCUCUGCCCUGGGCUUCCCUCUCCCCUCUCUGCCCUGAGCCGUGUCGUGUGCAUGAUAUUUGUGACAGUGUGUGUCUGUAGAGGCGGCAGAGGGGAGCAGGGCAGGGAACAGCUGGGGGCCAGGAAUGGGACUGUGGGGGAAGAUGCAGGUCCUGCCAGGCUAGCCAGCUGCCACAGGCCAUGAGGCCUGGGAUCUAGGCUGCUUCUGAACCCCAACCUUGCUUCCACCUCAGCUGACCAUCUUCCCUAUCCUCUGGGCUCUCCAGUUGCUCUCCCAGCCAAGCCCCCUGAAGGGUGGGGACCAGCUGACCACAUGGUGCUGCUUUUUGGGUUAGGGGAGGGGUUCCCUCGGGGGAUGGCCCAGCACUAGGCCUCUACUUGCUGACCACUGCCAGGAGGCUCGGGGCUAUGGCUGCUGGCCUGCCGAGACCAGGCCCCGUCAGUGAGGCAAAGCUCGGCAGGUCCUCAGCCUCAGCCUCAGCCUCAGCCUCCCUUCACACAGCCCCCGGACCUGGGAGCAAUUUCGUUGGGCAAGACCUGACCCCAGGUGACCCACGGGAAGAGGAUGGCUGGUGCCCAGUUUCCAGGGGCCCUCAGAGCUGGGAAGGCCCUGGCCUCUCCCUGUGAAGGCUGCAGCGUGGGCUGGCCACCGUACCAAUGGGCCUCAUCAGCUGGGACCUCAAGCCAGCCUGCAUGUUGGAGACAGCAGUUCCUGCUUUCCUGUUCCCAGAACCAGACGUCACUUCAGCCCUGCAGGCUCACCCUGCCCUUGCCGUCCCCACUGAUGUGCCACAUGGUGUCAGGGUCCCAGAUGCAGUAUUCAGCAGCCAGCCAUGGAGGGCUCCCUCCCUCCCCUGCCAUCUUGGGGCUUCAAGUCAGAAACAUGCCCCCAGAUCCCCUUCUUGUGGACCGGCAGGGAGUGUGCAUGCGAGUGCAUGCAGCAGGGACGGGUUGUGCGGGGUGCCCGCGUCCCUCGGCUUUGCUCCUGCCCAGUGACUGUGACCACUGUCCGUGUUGCCUUCUUGAACUGCGGCUUCUCCUCCACCCCUUCACCAAAGGUCUUGGUACAACCAGCUGCCCAUUUUGUGAACUUUUUAUGUAGAAUAAACAUUUGUAUCUGUA